UUUACAUUGCAGUAGGUACCUCUUCUGCUAUUGACACAUGCGUAACAGAAUCGAUCAGCUGAUUUUAUUCUAUCCUCUAAAUGUGGAGUAACCUUAGCAUUGCCUUUAACUGUCAACCAAGCGGAUCGUGCAUAAAUUUGACAGAAUUGUAAUUACUAAUUGACGUCGAUAGUAGAAAUACUGUGCAACUGGUUCUAUUCAAGGGUUCGUAAAAUUUAUAGGCUCACACAGCAUUCAAUUGACAUAUUUAAUUUGAAAUAAAUCUAAUACAUGAUAAUGUGAAUCUGGCACAAUGAGGGUUCUAAGUCUGUGUCUGCUUACGAUAUCCUUAGCUGUAGUCCAUUGCAGUGAUAUUACACCAGCUGUCUUUGGUAGUGUAUUGGAUGGGUUACCUGCAGCUUUUGGUGAUUUUGACUCUGAUGAACUCACAGAUGUCUUUGUGAUUCAUAAUGAUAAAAAAACUGUGGAAAUCUUACUUGGUGCUGACCAAGAACCUUUGUUACGUCCUGGACAAAACUUGAGCUGCACCUUUGAUUAUCCAAUAGUCAGUGUGGUUCCUGGAGAUUUUGAUGGAGAUGUUUUUAUGGAUGUUCUGAUCAUACUGUUAGUGGAUCGAUACAAUCACAUGUACAAUUCAUAUAUUUUAUGGGGUGGAAAUGGCCAGCUGAACUGCAGUGAUACAUUAAAUCUAUCGAUUGAAAUGCAUGGUCAACCAUUGGCCAUAGAUUAUAAUCAGGAUAUGAUCAUAGACCUUUUUGGCAUGGAUAAGGAUAACGUCCGCACAUUCUGGGUGUUUAAUGCCAAUAGAACUAUACCAAUGGCUAUACGGAUGAAUGUCACAGACUCUCAUACAUCUAAUAGAGAGCUUCCACAUAUAAGGUCUCCACACUCUAAUGCAUUUCUGGAUCUAAAUGGUGACUUCAUGCCUGAUCUCUUCAUUACAACUGAUAAAAAUUUUGAAAUCUGGCAUGGCAAUAACGAAGGUUUUGUUUAUCAAAGUACAAUAGAUCUUCCAUAUAAUCUAUCGUAUGUAGAAUUCUCAGGGCAAAUUGGUCAGUCCUUAUAUUUGGAUGUAGAACUAACAGGAAAAAUGGAUUUAAUUUUGCCAUUGUGCUUCGACAAACUCUGUACAAACAGUACUAUCAUGAUAUACACCAGCGAUGGUUGGCAUAAUUUGCCAAUAAACUUUCGGGAUAAUGAAAACUCCUUAUGGGGUUUCAUUCCCGGAAAUGGCCAACCUUAUACUGAUACAAUAACGUUACGAGGUGGAGAUUUUAACAUGGAUGGAUAUCCAGAUUUACUGGCUACCUUAUGCUCCAAUCAGCGGAAGACGUCUUUUCUAUUAUUAAACGUACCAUGUAGUAUUUGUGGAACGUUCAACAGAACAUUCGAGGUUCGCUGGAAUGCUUUGAAUCCAUUUUACAACGCAACGGUAAUGGCAACCUUCUACGAUUUCUACCAGGAUGGUAUUCUUGACGUGAUACUUGUAGGAUUGGACAAGAAUACCGAGAAAUAUCGUAUGAUGGCAUUUAAAAACAGUUUAGAUUAUGAUGCUAAUUUUGUGAAGGUGAUGGUUCUCACGGGACUCACGAACAGUAUGUAUCCCAUAUCACCAGGUACUUUAGGCCGUAAAAAACGGACUUAUGGUACCAAUUUACCUGGACCUUCCAUCGCUUAUAAAACUACUACUCAGAAUGGUAACCCACGUAGCGCAAUCGCAGCGCAAUUACCGCAAAGCGCUCAUUUUUCAUUAAAUCUACCAUUUACAACAUUUGGCUUGGGUAGAACACCAAAUUUUGUUGACACUCUUACAAUUGGAGUUAGUGGAAAAUCCCGAGAGUGGCCCCAAAUCAUUCCUAACUCCCAAAUGGUAGUGAUUCCUAAUCCAAUAGGAGAACCAUCAAAAUGGAAAGCACAGCUUUUUGUGACACCCAGUAAAUUAAUCUUAUUAAGCGUGGCCGCGCUGACUGGAACGUGUGGUUUAAUAUCUGCCAUUAUCAUGGGUCUUUAUUGGAAGGAGAGGCGAGAGGAUAAAAUUGAAAAAUUGCAGGAGGCACACAGAUUUCAUUUCGAUGCGAUGUAGAUCUAGGAAUUUAGGAUACACUAUUGUGAUUAAUAAUAUUUCAUUAAUAAAAUCCGUCUAUAAACCA
Messenger RNA from Cephus cinctus (wheat stem sawfly), 2150 nucleotides. Its product is annotated as T-cell immunomodulatory protein. NCBI's taxonomy places the organism in Eukaryota, Metazoa, Arthropoda, Insecta, Hymenoptera, Cephidae. Gene Ontology annotation, cellular component: plasma membrane. The coding region runs from base 293 to 2083 and encodes 596 amino acids. The record is from RefSeq and is a predicted model, not a curated record. The transcript is spliced from 4 exons.